This is a messenger RNA of Rosa rugosa (rugosa rose), 2597 nucleotides long. RefSeq names its product xyloglucan galactosyltransferase MUR3. The record is from RefSeq and is a predicted model, not a curated record. The transcript has 2 exons. Lineage: Eukaryota; Viridiplantae; Streptophyta; Magnoliopsida; Rosales; Rosaceae. Bases 428 to 2281 code for a protein of 617 amino acids. Gene Ontology annotation, molecular function: glycosyltransferase activity.
AUAUCGCCACUCUUCGCUCGCAAUUUCCAUCAUACUUCAUUUUUCUGUGUCACCGUCUCUCUCUCUCUCUCUCAAAAACACAGCAGCAAAUUAAGCCGAAAGUUUCGAUCUUUCUUCAGCGAAUCAACGUCACUAACAACCCGUAACAGAUCGAACCGACUCCCUUCGGCUCUGCUUCUAGAUUUGGUCAAUUUUUGGUAUUUUGGGUACUAAACUUCCGGCCCCGGAAGCUUACAUAUCACUUGAUUCAUUCAGUACAGAGCAGAGGUGUGAGUAUUCUAAAUGUAUGUGCAGGUCUGUUUAGAAUAUAGCCAACAGUGUUAGGUGUUGUUUUGGUGAUUUUGGUCUGUGGAAUUUGAUUUUCGAUUGUGUUGGAAAAGAAUGGGGGUUUUGUGAGUGAUUGAUUGGGGUUGGAUUUGGGAGUCAAAUGAGGCGGCGGUCGCCGACGAACUUCCCGUCGGAGCAAAUGGAGAAGGGGACGGGGAAGAAUCAGAAUAGCAAGAUUUGUUUCUUGGCGUCAUUGUCGGUUUUCUUCUGGAUGCUCUUGUUGUAUUUUCAUUUUAUUGUGCUGGGUGGUAGCACUGUGGAGCAAGCUGUCAAAUUACAGAAUGGUCCUAUGUAUUCCGAGUUGCAGCCUGUCCUUGUGACCAGUCCUCCUCGGGUGGAGAAUCUAAACGCCGAAUCGGAGCAUCCCCCUGUGACUUAUCCUCCCCCAUACACUGAACCGAAGCCUACUCCUGUGACCAGUGAUCCUGAGAUGGAGAAGCUAAACACUGAAUCAAAGCCCGCCAUUGUACCUGUUACUCGUAAAAUUGGGCCCCCUUCGGAGACAACUCAGAGUCGAGAGGCUGAGAAGUAUCCGUUUAUGAGGGCGCUGAGAACCGUGGAGAACAAGAGUGAUCCGUGUGGCGGGAGGUACAUUUAUGUUCAUGACCUUCCGCCGAGGUUUAAUGAGGAUAUGCUCAAGGAGUGUAGGAGUUUGAGCCUGUGGACUAAUAUGUGUAAGUUCACAACCAAUGCUGGCCUUGGUCCUCCGCUUGAGAAUGUUGAGGGGGUGUUUGAGAAUACGAGCUGGUAUGCGACGAACCAGUUUGCUGUGGAUGUCAUAUUCAGCAAUCGGAUGAAGCAAUAUGAGUGCUUGACAAAUGACUCAUCUCUGGCGGCGGCUGUCUUUGUUCCCUUUUAUGCUGGCUUUGAUAUUGCCCGGUAUCUUUGGGGUGGAUUCAAUAUAUCAAGGAGGGAUGCAGCUUCACUGGAUCUGGUUGAUUGGCUUAUGAAGAGGCCAGAAUGGAGCGUUAUGGGUGGCAAAGAUCAUUUUCUUGUUGCAGGCAGGAUUACAUGGGAUUUCCGGAGACUUACAGAAAAUGAAGAGGAUUGGGGCAAUAAGCUUCUCUUUUUGCCGGCUGCUAAAAAUAUGUCAAUGCUUGUGGUGGAAUCAAGCCCAUGGAAUGCCAAUGAUUUUGGUAUUCCGUAUCCCACAUACUUCCAUCCAGCAAAGGAUGCUGAUGUAUUAAUUUGGCAGGACCGCAUGAGAAACUUAGAGCGUAAAUGGCUCUUCUCAUUUGCUGGUGCCCCACGUCCUGGCAAUGCCAAGUCGAUUAGAGGGCAGAUUAUUGAUCAAUGCAAGAGCUCAAAGGUUGGUAAGCUGUUGGAAUGUGAUUUUGGUGAAAGCAAGUGUCAUUCGCCAAGCAGUAUCAUGCAGAUGUUUCAGAGCUCCCUUUUCUGCCUGCAACCUCAGGGUGAUUCAUACACACGAAGAUCUGCUUUUGAUUCGAUGUUGGCUGGUUGCAUACCUGUCUUCUUCCAUCCGGGGUCAGCAUACGCGCAAUAUACUUGGCAUCUUCCAAGAGAUUAUACAACAUAUUCAGUGUUCAUCCCGGAGAAUGAUAUUCGUAAGAAGAAUAUUAGCAUAGAGGACAGGCUUAGUCAAAUUCCUCCUGAGAAGGUCAAGGCCAUGAGGGAGGAAGUUAUAAACCUUAUUCCUAGGCUGGUAUAUGCGGAUCCCCGCUCUAAGUUGGAGACUUUCAAAGAUGCAUUUGAUGUUUCUGUACAAGCAAUAAUCGACAAGGUUACAAGGGCAAGGAGGGACAUGGUUGAAGGCCGUACAGAUGAUAACUUUAUUGAGGAGAUUAGUUGGAAGUAUGCUUUGUUGGAGGAGGGACAGCGUGAGGUUGGACCUCAUGAAUGGGAUCCUUUCUUUGCAAAGCAGAAGGAUGGCAAUGGUGAUUCUGGUGAAGCUGCAAAAAAUUCUUGGGAGAAUGAACAGCGACAACACUCAUGAGUGGAAGAUAGGAGCAGAGCAAUAGGAAUUCCAAUGGCUAAUGCAUCCUGCAGUGAGUUUGGGCAGGUACGAGUUCUAGAUGGUACCUUGCAAAGAAUACUCAACACAGAACUCAUCUUCAAGGUCUCCAUGCCUACAAUCUUGUUUAAAACCAAAACACAGACAUAUUUACUGUUUCUAGUGCAAAUUUUCCUAUAGGAUAUAUCUCUUUCUUUUUGCCUUUGUGUAUUUGGCCAGUAAUUCUUUCUGAUGUAUUUAGCCCGAGUUUUUCAUCUUAUCAAUCUACAGGAAAUAAAAAUAGAGUGAUUAUCAAGCC